Iphiclides podalirius (scarce swallowtail) is the source of this 396-nucleotide messenger RNA. The record is from the annotation of a GenBank genome assembly. Lineage: Eukaryota; Metazoa; Arthropoda; Insecta; Lepidoptera; Papilionidae.
AUGGACCGGGACAUUCAGAAGUCCCCAACAUUGGUAGAAUUUAUAGAUUUUCUGCAAAAGAGAGCUUUGGCACUGGAAACCGUGGACGCCAAUGGAAACCAACGGCAUCCCUCUUCGAGCAACUCUGUCAGGGCAGUCGGUGUAAGGGCCUCGAACAUCCUGUGGAGAGAGAAUCCCAACACCGAGAUCAGAUGCAUCCAGCUGACGACGGUCACCUAUGGUCUAAAAAGCUCCAGUUUCCUCGCUACACGGUGUCUGGAUGAGUUGGCAACUGUCUACAAAAAAGAUGAGCUUCCUCUUGCUUCUUCCAUUUUAAAAAACUCAACAUUUGUUGAUGAUGUUCUAUAUGCAGACUCAGAUUUAAAUAAUACAUUAGAAGCAAAAAAUCAAUUUGAU